This is a messenger RNA of Oryza sativa Japonica Group (Japanese rice), 1837 nucleotides long. RefSeq names its product glycosylinositol phosphorylceramide mannosyl transferase 1. The record is from RefSeq and is a predicted model, not a curated record. Gene Ontology annotation, molecular function: glycosyltransferase activity. NCBI's taxonomy places the organism in Eukaryota, Viridiplantae, Streptophyta, Magnoliopsida, Poales, Poaceae. Gene Ontology annotation, cellular component: membrane.
ACAAAAUGAAGCAUGGAUCACAUAUAAUUUAUUAAGUCUUAUUUUUUUAAAAAAAAUGUAAAGAAACAGUCUUGUUUAGAAAAAAAAUAUUUUAUAGAAUUUAUUUUUAAAAAUGAUGUAUCGUUAUUAGUUUGAAAAACAAGCGUGUAAAAAAACGAGAAAACAAAAAUAAAGAUGGAAAUCGUGUGCGUAAAAAGAAAAAAGAGGAAUUAAAAAUGGAGCAAAGAGCUCACACUAGACUUGCCAACCAGAGUGACGGCGAAUAAAGCACUUGGAGCCGUGGAGUUCACCGCCGCAUCCGCAUCUCCCACCGCCGCCGCCGCCGCCUCCAUCGCCGCCGCCGACAGCGCCACCAGCUUCGCGAGAAGCUUCUCCUCUUCUCUUCUGCCGUGCUCUGCGGGGCUUUGAAAGGAAACCCCAGAAGCUGGCGAGAUCCCACUCCCAUCCACCACGGCCCCAGCUCAUGACGUGUUGAGAGGGAAGCGUAUUGACUCCGAGCAGAGGAGAGCAGAGCGCGCGCGUGGGCGUGGCCAUCCUCCGCCUCCGCUUCCGCCAUUGGAGCUGUGAUUUGCUGGUGCUGGGGAUGAUGCCCAAGCUGCUGCUGCUGCAGGCGGCGGCGGCGGUGGCGGACAGGAGGUGGUACGGCUCCGGCGGCCGCCGCGGGUACCUCCCCCUCCGCCACCCACCACACGUCGCCCCCGGCAGAUUCACCGCCUGCCUGCUCGCCGUCGCCGCCGUCACCACCACCUUCGCCCUCGCCCUCACCCUCCACCGCCCCGACCUCUCCUCCGCCGCCGCCUACGCCGCCUCGCCACGCGGCGUUGGCGGCGGCGGCGGCGCGGGAUACGCGGUGGUGAUCAACACGUGGAAGCGCUACGACCUCCUCAGGAGAUCCGUCGCGCACUACUCCGGCUGCGGCGGCGUCGACGCCGUCCACGUCGUCUGGAGCGAGCCGGAGGAGCCAACCGAGGAGCUCCGCGGGAGCGUCCUCAACUGCAGCGACGGCGGCGGCGCGGGGGUGCGGUUCGUGAUCAACGCGGAGGACAGCCUCAACAACAGGUUCAGGCCCAUCCAGGGGCUCACCACCGACGCCGUCUUCUCCGUCGACGACGACCUCAUCGUGCCGUGCUCCACGCUGCGGUUCGCCUUCGCCGUGUGGCAGAGCGCGCCCUCUGCCAUGGUGGGCUUCGUGCCCCGGAUGCACUGGCUUGCUGACCCGGGAAGUAAUGCAAAGGAAUACAGAUAUGGAAGCUGGUGGUCAGUUUGGUGGACAGGGACUUAUAGCAUGGUUCUCUCCAAAGCAAGUUUUUUCCACAGGCAGUACUUGGAUCUGUAUACCAUUCGCAUGCUUCCGUCUAUUCGUGAUUAUGUGAAUGAAAACAGGAAUUGCGAGGAUAUUGCAAUGUCCUUUCUUGUGGCAAAUGUAACUGGAUCUCCACCAAUAUGGGUUCAAGGAAGGAUAUUCGAGAUUGGAUCAAGCGGCAUUAGCAGUUUGAAAGGCCAUGAUUUACAGAGAUCAAAAUGUCUCAAUACAUUUUCUGCCAUGUAUGGGCAUAUGCCUCUUGUAGCCACCACAGUCAAAGCUGUUGAUAGCCGCACAAGCUGGUUCUGGUGAUGGUUCUGUUUUGCCUUCCCUUAGGUGCUGCCUGCCUAUUUGCCUAGCCAAUAUUAUAAGGCUAGUGUAAUCAUGUGCAUGAUUCAUCAACAGCUAAUGACAAGGAUUAUAUUGUACAAACUGAUUCUUUGGAGGAGAUAUUGUACACCUGAAACUAAAGGCUUUGAUUGAUUUUCUAAUCAAUUGAUAAAUGAGAUUUAUGUGGCUAAGUACUUGUCCUAA